AUGUGUCUCUUCUUCCUCUCCCUAUUCCUCUUUUUCCUCCUCCUCUUCUGGGUUUUGGACUGUAGCGACACAUUUACUCGGACGAUGGAGCCGCGUCAUUCUACCGCGUUUCGUUUUUUAGCAACUCUCAAGGAUUUCUUCCGGGAGCUGCCCGAGCCUCUCUUUACCAAUACCCUCUAUCCGAUGGUCUACGAAGCUACGCAAGUAGCAGGGCCGGGUGACUCCCACAUGGGAACAAAGCUCAUUCUUAAUAUUUUGGACUGUCUUCCAACCUCAAAUCAAGGUACUAAAAUCCUCCACAAAAUCGUUUCAUUAACAGCUAAAAUGGUUUCUGAUCUUGCUGUGUGUUUUCAGGAAGUCUUGCUCUACCUGUUGGACCAUCUAAAACGGAUCACCAGCAAGUCAAUGGUGAAUAAGAUGAACUCGCACAAUUUGGCCGUCUGCCUGGCACCCGUUCUUCUCCACCCCUCACCGGAGGCCGCGAAGGACAUGGAGCCUUCGCUGAUUGAGUCAAGGAAGAUGGUCAGCAUUCUUGAAUGCAUCCUCGAUAUCUGGCCCUGA
This is a messenger RNA of Dibothriocephalus latus, 561 nucleotides long. The record is from the annotation of a GenBank genome assembly. Lineage: Eukaryota; Metazoa; Platyhelminthes; Cestoda; Diphyllobothriidea; Diphyllobothriidae.